Puma concolor (puma) is the source of this 4635-nucleotide messenger RNA. NCBI's taxonomy places the organism in Eukaryota, Metazoa, Chordata, Mammalia, Carnivora, Felidae. The record is from RefSeq and is a predicted model, not a curated record.
AUGGAGCCCCCCACCCUGAGGAAAGCCGGCUCCAAGCAGGAGGAGGCCUUUGGGGUGCAGCCCCGGAGGGUCGCUGACCUGGGCACGGUCCCCAGUCUCCGGCGCAGCAACAGCAGCCUGCGCAAGGUCAGGAGGUCCCAGAACCUCUUUGGCAACAGUGAGAAGCAAGAAAGUCUCAGUUCGUGGAUCCCCGAAAAUAUCAAGAAGAAGGAAUGCAUGUACUUUGUGGAGAGCUCCAAACUGUCUGACGCUGGGAAGGUGGUGUGCGAGUGUGGCUACACACGCCAGCAGCACUUGGAGGAGGCUACCAGGCCCCACACUUGGCAGGGCAAGGAUUGGGACCCAAAAAAGCAUGUCCAGGAGAUGCCAACGGACGCCUUUGGUGACAUUGUUUUCACGGGCCUGGGCCAGAAGGUGGGGAAGUACGUUCGCCUCUCCCAGGACACACCCCCCAGCGUGAUCUACCACCUGAUGACCCAGUAUUGGGGCCUGGACGUCCCCAACCUCCUCAUCUCGGUGACAGGCGGGGCCAAGGACUUCAACAUGAAGCCCAGGCUGAAGAGCGUCUUCCGAAGAGGCCUGGUCAAGGUGGCCCAGACCACAGGGGCCUGGAUCAUCACCGGCGGCUCCCACACGGGUGUGAUGAAACAGGUGGGCGAGGCGGUGCGUGACUUCACGCUGAGCAGCAGCCACAACGAAGGAGAAGUCGUCACCGUCGGAGUGGCCACGUGGGGCACCGUGCACAACCGUGAAGACCUGAUCCACCCCUCGGGCGGCUUUCCUGCCGAGUACGUCAUGGACGAGGAAGGCCAAGGGCACCUGACCUGCCUGGACAGUAACCACUCCCACUUCAUCCUUGUGGACGACGGGACCCACGGCCGCUACGGGGUCGAGAUUCCCCUGAGGACGAGGCUGGAGAAGUUCAUAUCAGAGCAGACAAAGGAAAGAGGAGGAGUGGCCAUCAAGAUCCCCAUAGUCUGUGUGGUGCUGGAGGGGGGACCCGGCACACUGCAUACCAUCUAUAACGCCAUCACCAACGGCACCCCCUGCGUGGUGGUGGAGGGCUCGGGCCGCGUGGCCGACGUCAUCGCCCAGGUGGCCGGCCUGCCCAUAUCUGAGGUCACCAUCUCCCGGAUCCAGCAGAAGCUGAGUGUGUUCUUCCAGGAGGUGUUUGAGACCCUCACUGAGAGCAGGAUUGCGGAAUGGACCAAGAAGAACUGCAGGCUGGACUGGGGAACGGACGGGGCUGACAGCACAGCUGUUUGGGAGCGAGGACUGCCUGGGUCGGGAGGCAGGAGGCGGCUGUUGAGCCCAGCGCAGGGCAGAGGGGUAGAGGGCGAGCUUCAGGCGGUGCGGGGCUGCCGGGUGACGGCCACGGGAUCUGGCGCAGCCUCCAAGCCUGCCUCUCGGAGCCAUGACCACUUUGGCCACGAGAACUGGGACCACCAGCUGAAGUUAGCGGUGGCGUGGAACCGCGUGGACAUCGCCCGGAGCGAGAUCUUCACCGACGAGCGGCAGUGGAAGCCUUCAGAGCUGCACCCCGUGAUGACGGCCGCCCUCAUCUCCAACAAGCCCGAAUUCGUGAAGCUCUUCCUGGAGAACGGGGUGCGGCUGAAGGAGUUCGUCACGUGGGACACCCUGCUCUACCUGUACCAGAACCUGGACCCCUCCUGCCUGUUCCACAGCAAGCUUCAGAAGGUGCUGGCCGAGGAGCCGGAGCGGCCGGUCUGCACGCCCCCCGCCCCCCGUGUGCAGAUGCACCACGUGGCUCAGGUGCUCCGGGAGCUGCUGGGGGACUUCACGCAGCCGCUGUACCCCCGGCCCCGGACCGGCGACCGGCCGCGGCUCCUGCUUCCCGUGCCGAACAUCAAGCUAAACGUGCAGGGAGUGAGUCUCCGGUCCCUCUACAAGCGUUCACCAGGCCACGUGGCCUUCACCAUGGACCCAGUCCGUGAUCUUCUCAUUUGGGCCAUCAUCCAGAACCGUCGGGAGCUGGCAGAAAUCAUCUGGGCACAGAGCCAGGACUGCAUUGCCGCGGCCUUGGCCUGCAGCAAGAUCCUGAAGGAGCUGUCUAAGGAGGAGGAGGACACGGACAGCUUGGAGGAGAUGCUGGCUCUCGCUGAUGAGUAUGAACACAGAGCCAUCGGGGUGUUCACCGAGUGCCACCGGAAGGAUGAGGACCGAGCUCAGAAGCUGCUCACCCGCGUGUCGGAGGCCUGGGGCAAGACCACCUGCCUGCAGCUAGCCCUGGAGGCCAAGGACAUGAAGUUCGUGUCUCACGGAGGCGUCCAGGCCUUUCUAACCAAGGUGUGGUGGGGCCAGCUCUGCGUGGACAACGGGCUCUGGCGGGUGAUCGUGUGUAUGCUGGCCUUCCCGUUGCUCUAUACCGGCCUCAUCUCCUUCAGGGAGAGGAGGCUGCAGGCCGGGCCGGGUCUGCCCCGGGUCCGAGCCUUCUUCAAUGCCCCCGUGGUCAUCUUCCACCUCAACAUCCUGUCCUACUUUGCCUUCCUCUGCCUGUUCGCCUACGUGCUCAUGGUGGAUUUCCAGCCCACACCCUCGUGCUGCGAGUACCUCAUUUACUUCUGGCUCUUCUCCCUCGUGUGCGAGGAGCUGCGGCAGCUCUUCUAUGACCCUGAUGAGUUCGGGCUGAUGAAGAUGGCCCUCCUGUACUUCAGUGACUUCUGGAAUAAACUGGAUAUCGGUGCCAUCUUGCUGUUCAUAGCAGGACUGACCUGCAGGCUCAUACCAGCGUUGCUGUACCCCGGGCGCAUCAUCCUCUCUCUGGACUUCAUCAUGUUCUGCCUCCGGCUGAUGCACAUUUUCACCAUCAGUAAGACACUGGGGCCCAAGAUCAUCAUCGUGAAGCGGAUGAUGAAGGACGUCUUCUUCUUCCUCUUCCUGUUGGCGGUGUGGGUGGUGUCUUUCGGGGUGGCCAAGCAGGCCAUCCUCAUCCACAACGAGAGCCGGGUGGACUGGAUCUUCCGGGGGGUCGUCUACCAGUCGUACCUCACCAUCUUCGGCCAGAUGCCGGCCUAUAUCGACGAACCCGCUGCUCGACCCAGGAUCGCGACCAUUUAUGGACCCAAGAUCGCGGACUAUUUGCUCUACACAUUCCAGCAGGUCCAGGAGCACACGGACCAGAUCUGGAAGUUCCAGCGUCACGACCUGAUAGAGGAGUACCAGGGCAGGCCCCCCGCGCCUCCCCCCUUCAUCCUCCUCAGCCACCUGCAUCUCUUCAUCAAAAGGGUGGUCCUGAAGAUCCCCGCCAGGCGGCGCAAGCAGCUCAAGAGCAAGCUGGAGAAGAACGAGGAGGCCGCCCUUCUGUCCUGGGAGAUCUACCUGAAAGAGAGCUACCUGCAGAACCAGCAGUACCAGCAGAAGCAGAGGCCGGAGCAGAAGAUUCAAGACAUUGGCAAUAAGGUCAGCACCAUGGUGGACCUGCUGGAAAUGGAAAGUCUGAAGCGCUCAGGCUCCAUGGAGCAGAGACUGGCCUCCCUGGAGGAGCAGGGCCGUAGUGGGGAGCCCCCCUUCGGGGCUGGUGGCGUUCAGUCUGGUCUUGGGGAGGCGGAGGUGGCCCAGUUCUGGGGAAAGGACCAUCGAGGACGCCCCUGUCCUGUGGGCCAGGUGCCUGAGCCGGGGCCCGGCUUUGCCCACGGCUCCCUGUGGCUGUUCCCAGCACCCCAGAAGGCCUCAGAGGGGCAGGACCUCGAGCCGGACGGCAGACAGGAGGAGGAGGACGUGGGCGACACCCACCACGUGAACGCCCGGCACCUCCUGUACCCCAACUCCCACGUCACCCGUUUCCCCGUGCCCAACGAGAAGGUGCCCUGGGAGACGGCGUUUCUCAUCUACGACCCGCCCUUUUACACAGACGACAGGAAGGACAGGGGCUUGGUGGACCCCGUGGGAAACGCCCUGGAGCCUCUGUCCGGGAUCAGCUACAAUGCCGUGGACGGACCCAUAGACCGGCGGAGCUUCCACGGGGUCUACGUGGUUCAGGACGGGCUCCCUCUGAACCCCAUGGGCCGCACAGGACUGCGUGGACGUGGAAGCCUCGGUUGCUUUGGACCCAACCACACGCUGCAGCCUGUGAUCACCCGGUGGAGGCGGAACCAGGAUGGAGCCAUCUGCAGGAAAAGCAUAAAGAAAAUGCUCGAAGUGCUGGUCGUAAAGCACUCCCUCUCGGAACACUGGGCCUUGCCAGGGGGCUCCCGGGAACCAGGAGAGAUACUGCCCCGGAAGCUGAAGCAGGUCCUCCGUAGAGAGUUCUGGUCUUCCUUCCAGAACUUGCUGACGCAGGGCACAGAGGUAUACAGAGGGUACGUGGACGACCCAAGGAACACGGACAACGCCUGGAUUGAGACCGUGGCCAUCAGCAUCCACUUCUCAGACCAGAGCGACAUGGACCUGAAGAGGCUGAACUCUCACCUGCAUGCCUGUGACCCCGGGAUGUCCGUCCGAUGGCAGGUCGUGGACAGGCGCAUCCCGCUGUAUGCCAACCACAAGACCAUCCUCCAGAAGGUGGCCACUUUGUAUGGGGCUUUCUACUGACCCAUGGACUCUGGCCGGGUCCCGAUGCCGGGGGUGGGUGAGGCUGGUCUACCCACAGCCCCCUUGGAAGCUCGGCUGCCAGGG